AUGUCUCAUUACGCCGCAGCCCAUCAGAACCCCCAGGGUCCAGGCGACGCACGCCCCACGGCUCUCCAAAUCAUCGAAGACGAAAAUCUCGUCGGACAGCUGGCCGGUAAGACAAUCGUCAUUACCGGCGCAAACCAAAGCAUCGGAUUGGACACUGCUCGCGCCCUCUACGCGACCGGCGCGUAUAUCAUCCUAGGCGUUCGGAGCAACGAGAAGGGCGACAAGGCCAUAGCCGACAUUGAAAACACCCCGAAUCUCCCUGGGAGAGGAUCACUCCAGGCUGUCGUGCUCUCACUGAACUCACUUGACUCCGUGCGCAAGGGUGUCGAGAGUUUCCUGGCCAAGAGCGGGGGCAAGCUCAACAUCCUCAUUAACAACGCUGGUGUCAUACAGCAGGAGAAGACGAAGACUGUUGACGGCUCCCAAGGUCUGCACUCGCUGUCUUUGUAUCCCGGAUCUAUUAUGACGAACAUGUCUGCGGCGCAGCCCGUCGACGUGGAAGCUGCGAAAGCGGCGAUGGGUGAAGAGCUGUUCAACAAGAUGAUGCGCAUCCUCAAGAGCCCGGUCCAAGGGGCUUCCACCACUGUCUACGCCGCCAUCAGCAAGGAGUGGGAGGGAAGAGGUGGCAAAUAUCUGAGCGACUGUGUCGAGGCUCACCCCACAUCUGCCGGUUACAACAUGAUGUCGACCGACACGGGACCUGAGCUCUCAGCAGCCGGCAAGAAUGUUGUGAUCACUGGCGGCGGCACCGGCAUAGGAAAAUCGAUCGCCCUUUCUUUUGCUAAGGCUGGUGCGAGCUCCAUCUGCAUUCUCGGCCGACGACUCGACCGCCUUGAGAUCGCCGUGGCAGAGAUCCGCAGCACCGCCAAGCUUGGAACUCAAGUUCUUUGCAAGAAAGCGGAUCUCUCAAUUCGCGAUGAAGCUUGCGCAGCUAUUGAUGAGAUUUCAUCAGCGGUCGGAAACAUCGGCAUCUUGGUUUCUAAUGCUGGGUUCUUCCCUAAAGUUGGCGGCGUCGUCCAUCAAGGAGCGGAAGACUACAUGGAGGGUUUCAAGCUCAACGUGGUCACCACGCUGCACGCCUUGCAAGCUUUUGUCCCCCAUGCAGCCCAAGGCGCCAUAGUGCUGAACAUUUCGACAUCUCUGGCUCACAUUAAACCGUGGGCAGGACACUCGGGCUACUGCGUCACCAAAGGAGCAAAUCUCAAGCUUGUGGACUUUUUCGCGGCGGAGAAUCCUGACAUUCACGUUGUCAACGUUCAGCCGGGAGUCAUCGAAACCGAGCUGAGCCCGCAAGGCACUACCUUCAACACGACUGAUGAUCGUAAGUACACCAAUGCAUGA
Messenger RNA from Colletotrichum chrysophilum, 1341 nucleotides. RefSeq lists its product as uncharacterized. Bases 1 to 1341 code for a protein of 446 amino acids. NCBI's taxonomy places the organism in Eukaryota, Fungi, Ascomycota, Sordariomycetes, Glomerellales, Glomerellaceae. The transcript is spliced from 3 exons. The record is from RefSeq and is a predicted model, not a curated record.